Molecule: messenger RNA, 1554 nt
Organism: Mizuhopecten yessoensis (Yesso scallop)
Lineage: Eukaryota; Metazoa; Mollusca; Bivalvia; Pectinida; Pectinidae
Product: protein FAM185A-like
Exons: 7
Coding region: 72-1277 (401 amino acids)
Source: RefSeq, a predicted model, not a curated record
UUUUGCACAUGUGUGGAAGCGGCUGUCAACUGAUACAUAAAUUGUCAAGCUGCUUAAAGAGCUUGUAAACAAUGAGUCUGUGUGCAAGAAAAACUGCUCGGUUUCUCGGUACAUUCGUUAGACUCUCAACAACGGCAGUAUUUCCGAAAACCAACAAUAAACCCGUGUUAAAAUCAGAAGUUUUCAACAAGCGUGUCCAUACCAUUGGAAAUGGGGAGACUGAAGUUGAUAUGUCAAAUAGAUUACUGGAGCAGUGGAGCUGUGGAGUGGAACACUUUGGAAAACUGAAAAUGAAUCUCCCGUUUGAUACCCACGUAUCUAGUCUAAAUCCCCAGCUGUAUCCUGACAUGAACACUGUGAUUAUAAGGUUGUUUUAUACUGCCCCUGAAAUUCCAUCAGGUGACGAUUUACACGAAUUUUUAUCUGGUUUAGUUAAAAUGUACGAAAUAAAAUUUGACACUCACAACAGUAUGCGUCCAGAAGAAAUCAUUGUAGAUGGAAGAUUCAAGGCAGCGAGGCUCCCAAUUGAGUGUCGUUGUGAAAUACCACUUAAAUUUGAUUUGGAUGUGACAUGCAGUGAGGGUACUACUGUUAUACAAGGAAUGGAGAGUGACAGUAUUAGUGUGAAGGCUAAGUCGUGUACCUUUAUUAGUACCAAGAGUGGUUCUGUUUCUGCUGAAAGUAACGGAGGUGACCUUGUCUGUCAGAAUCUUCUCCAAGGCAACCUCAACCUUCAGGCUAAAGGCAAUUCAAACAUUAUCACAGAUAGACUUCAGGGGACUGAAAUCACAUGCAGCACAGAGAAUGGCAACAUCACCUGCUCAUCUGUGUACAGUAGUACGGCAUCAUUCACCAGUCGCCAUGGAAACAUUAAACUGUCGAACUGUCAUGCUGAUUCUCAUGUCAUAGUUCCUGAAGGAAAUUUGACAAUAGAUUCUUUUGAGGGAAAUUUGAAUGCUGAGGUACAGAAAGGAUCAUCUGAUAUAUUUAUAACCAGACCUGAGAAAGUAAAAGUAAAAUCUGAAACAGGUGAUAUUAGUAUACGAGUAGACAAGACAAUUAAUUCUGAAUUCGAGCUACAAGGUAGAACAGUAACUGUUGAUGACACAUUGGGAUUCCAAGAGGAGAGCUCUAAAGGAAGCAAUCAGCAGAAUGUAGUGAAAGGCAGUAUGAAUGGAAGCCAGGCCAUGAUUUCAGCAGAAACCUCAGAAGGAUGUGUAAACGUUAAACAACAGGACUGGUUCCAGUCUCUCAAUCUCAAGUUUCAAUCUGGAUAGUGUAUCAGAGAAUCAAAAACCACCAACAAUAGCAAAUUAUCAUAAACCAGAAUAUGGUACUUCAUGCUAUGCCUUGGUGCUAGUACAUGUACAAUCUAUGUAUAUGUCUAUUUAUUUUCAAUUUCAGUUCAGCAUAUAUAUGGUACAAAGAAUUUGAAUAAAUAUGAGUUAUACAUUGAUGUAAGUGUUAGAUCAACAAUCUUAUUUAAGAUGAUCCUGUGAGAUGUGGAAAUGUACAAAUGUUUGUUUGUUUGAAAUAAAGUUUAGUUGAAAUCUG